Cryphonectria parasitica EP155 is the source of this 1806-nucleotide messenger RNA. RefSeq lists its product as uncharacterized. Lineage: Eukaryota; Fungi; Ascomycota; Sordariomycetes; Diaporthales; Cryphonectriaceae. The coding region runs from base 1 to 1257 and encodes 418 amino acids. The transcript is spliced from 2 exons. The record is from RefSeq and is a predicted model, not a curated record.
AUGGAUCCGAAUGACGACGACGACAACUCCUCCGCCACUUUCGACGUUUUUAACCAUGCGUUGGAACUGGCACCCAUCGACAACCGGCCGGUGCGCCGCCUGUCGAUGGAGGAGGAUUACUUUUACGAGCAGGUCAUGACCUUUGCGCAGCCGCCCAUGCCACCAGCCUACCAUGUCGCCACACACGGGGCAUACGAAGGGCCGUCCCGGAAGGGCAAGGAGGCCGUCAUGGAUGAGAGCGUGUUGACGGAUCAGGAGAAUCUGCCUGGGUACUACUGCGACGUCCACAUGGAAAAUGUCUUCCAGAUGAAGAUGGAGAUUGAGGAUGCCGUCAAGAGGGCCGAGUACAGAAACUGGCGUACCAUGUUCGUCGUCUUGCACGGCACAGCCCUGCACAUCUACUCGGCCAAGAAGAAGGAUUUCGGCUGGGGCAAGAACCGGAUGCAUGGUCCCGACGUCAAGCCCGACAACCCUUCGUGGUUGAAAAAAGGUACACUAGAGCGCAGCUACAGCCUGCAGCACGCCGACGUGGGCAUAGCCGCUGAUUAUCACAAGCGCCGUUACGUGAUCCGCAUCAGGGCGGAGACGGAUCAAUUCCUCAUCUCAUGUGUGGAGCUGGUGACCUUUGUCAAGUGGCUCGAGUGUCUUUUCGCCGCCAUCGACGUGGCAAUUCCGAUUGACGAGCGUGACUUUCCUCGAGAUCAGAGCAUACCGCGCAUACAGAGACUACGAUGGCUCCGGGGCCAGUUUGGCCCGCAAGGGACUGGCGGCGGAGAGAUAUGGGAUUCUUUUGGUGACUCGCUGCCCAUCUCACCCCUCGACUCGGAAGACAUGCCGGGCGAUGGGCCGCUGGGUGUCGACAUCUCCCAUAACGGGCCGGGCAUCUUCGAUGGGUCGUCCGUCAUACAGUCCCCCAGCAACUUCCACCACACCACCACAGCAUCAUCACCCAAUGAGCCGUCGCUCGAUCGACUAUCGACGUCGACCCAGGCGAAUGAAGAUCUGGAGCCCGAGACGGGCAAGUGGAGACCACGGCACCUGUGGUCCACCACGCACGACAUGGUCUACGCCAAGCUGUGCUAUGCGGUGCUGUUGUUCAAGAGCCCACGCAAGUCCAACUUUGUCAUCUUCAAGGGUCAGAGGUGGCACAUCGACUGGUCUACGGGUCAGAUGUCACGGGUUCAACCGCCAUCCUAUGGCGAGCCCGAGUUUUGGGGUCCUUGGCAGGUCAUACAUGCUGAUAACCGGCGUAUAUGACAUUAAUUUCCAACCUCCUCCUCCUCCUCCUCCUUCUCCUACACACACCCUCUCUUCUGUCUCUCACACAGAUGUCCCACAUAUACCCUUGCUAUUUCAUUCAUCAUCGUCAUCAUCACAUUGCACUUAUACACAUACAGAUAUCCCAUCUCAUCAUGUGGAAAUCAUCAAUCACGUGGGUCAUUGGCAGCGAAAAUGGUUGCAUUAGUCUUUUGUGCGCAUUUGAUGACCCUUUGCGGUCCGGCGUUCCAAGGCGAUAAAGGGACUGGGCAUUGCUCUUCCUUUUUCCUUUGUGGUUGAUUUUGUUGUUUUCUUAAUCUUUAUAUACCUCUUUGCAUAUCGAAACUAUGGAAAGAAAGCAUGAGUGAGGCCUUGCGAGAAGCGGCGGCGGCUAUAUCCUGUGCCCAAAAGACAGCCAGCAUUUUCAAUUUCUCUUUUUUUAAACGCGUCGAUGGGGGCUGAUGAGAACAGAACCAUGGACAGAGAAGAGGUCGAUUUUAUGUACAUAGGACUGUCCUCAUAUAGGUAUCAUCAUCAUCAUCAUCUUUG